Molecule: messenger RNA, 851 nt
Organism: Argiope bruennichi
Lineage: Eukaryota; Metazoa; Arthropoda; Arachnida; Araneae; Araneidae
Exons: 5
Coding region: 62-556 (164 amino acids)
Cellular component (GO): extracellular region
Molecular function (GO): chitin binding
Source: RefSeq, a predicted model, not a curated record
CAUCAUCUUCACGCAUCUUCCUCCUCGGGCAACAGGUUCAAGAAAGUAAUUUCCCUUCAAGAUGAAGCUGGCAAUUGCAUUAGUUUUUUUGUCCGGAGUAGUCCUUACACUAGCUGCAUCUAGAUCCAAACGUGCAGCUUACGAACUCCCUGAUGGAGCAGAACUCAUUGUUGGAACUGUGAGAACCUCGUUUGCUUGCAGCAACGACGGAUACUACGCCGACAUCGAGAACAACUGCCAGAUCUUCCACGUCUGCCACACUGCAGUCCAUGCUGACGGCAAGACCGAGAUGCAACAAUGGUCAUUCCUGUGCGGCAACCAAACUGUCUUCAACCAAUUUUCAUUCUCUUGCUCUAGCUAUGAGGAUGCUAUUCCUUGCGGAAGCUCUGGAGAUUUCUUCUAUUUGAAUGCUAAUCUGAACGCUGGACCCGAUGUUCCUUUCCACAAGGAAGAUGACGUUGCUCGAGCAAAUGCAGUUACUCCUGGAAGGCCAGCCCAAGGUCAGCCACCUGUAUCACGUCCCCCAACAGGAGCAAGACCACCACCCAGAGGAUAAACAAAAUUUCAAACAAGGUUUCUUCAUAGAGCUAUUUGAUUCAAAGAGGUCCUGGCUACAAGAAGUCUGUUGGCUGAAUGAAAAUGGUCUUCUUACAUCGUUCUGAUCUCAGUAAGACAUCUGCUUCGCACUUGCAGUGUUUGUCUUAAGGUUGCUUGGGGUUGACGGAGGCUUUGUAUAUGGACAACGUAAAAUACGCUGAAUUGUUCGUUUGCAAUUUUUUGUAAAUAUUAGCUUGUAUAUUAUGUAUAAAAAUUAUUAUUGUUUGUUAAUAAAAACAGCAUUUCAAAGAAAA